Molecule: messenger RNA, 1714 nt
Organism: Cylicocyclus nassatus
Lineage: Eukaryota; Metazoa; Nematoda; Chromadorea; Rhabditida; Strongylidae
Source: the annotation of a GenBank genome assembly
AUAAUUUGAUAUGCUGUCACUUGCGGUAUAUUUCAUAUGCCAAGCGGCAGCAAUUGCUCAAGUGCUCGAGCUAAACGAGGGAAAAGUACAAGGAUUUGAGUACGAGACGGAAAAAGAUGACAUUGCCGAAGUGUUUCUCAACAUACCUUUUGCUUCACCACCCAUCGGUGAGCUUAGGUUUGAGAGACCACAACCACCAAAACCAUGGCUUGGUGUCCGUGAUGGCACCACUUUCGGAGCCGCCUGUGUUCCCAUCGUCCCAGAGGCUACUUUCACGGAUUCAAUUAAGAUAAGCGAGGAUUGCCUAAGUUUGAAUAUAAUACGACCCAGCCCAGAGGUCUCAUCAGGACAUUUGCUGCCUAUCCUGUUUUAUGUGCAUGGCUCAGGUUUUGGGAUGUUUUCGGCUGUCCAGUGUGGAUACAAAGGUUUUGCCGAAAUGUUUGCAGGCAGAGAAGUUAUUGUUGUUACGAUACAGUAUCGACUAGGAGUUUACGGAUUCUUUUCCACUGGAAAUGAGGAAAUCCCCGGGAACAUGGGCCUGUUUGACAUGGCUGAAGCUCUGAAGUUUGUCCAUUCCAAUGCCAAGAGGAUUGGUGGAGAUCCUUCGCGCAUUACCGUUUGGGGAGAAAGUGCAGGCGGAGCUGCAGCUGGUCAUCUGAUACUUAGUCCGAUAACAAGAGAUCACAUUGUCCGCUCCAUUGAGAUGUCGGGCUCACCUUGGACAUCGUUCGCAAUUGGUAGCAGUGUGGUUAAAAAUUCAUUAGAACUAGCAAAUGCAUUAGAAUGCAAGGAGAAAAUCAAAUCUUGUAUGAAACAAAAAACUCGUGAAGAGAUUGUUGACGCCAUCAGAAAAGUGGGCUCGAAAACGGGAGGCUACGAUUUUGUGAAAUGGGGACCAGUUAUAGAUGGAAUUUUUCUUCUCAACCCAGAUGAAAUGGCCGCAACUGCACCACCAAAAAAGUCCAUAAUUGGUGUCACAGCUAAGGAAGCCAUCGGUCUUGCCUUGCUUGGCCCACCUUUGGAGUUUUUCCACAGCCUCUACAUUGACCCAUCAACAUACAGCACCUGGGAUCGACAGAAGCUUGUCAAAAAAUUGAUGGAAUUCGUGAUGAAAACUUACGUUGGAAACCAUUUGUCUAACAUAUUGCAAGAAGUCAUAGGCUUUUACGUCGACAAAAACGAAGAGAAGCACUUCGAGUUCUAUCUUGAACGCUACAUCGAGUUUCUCAGCGACCUCCUUUUCAACGUGCCAGCGGUUGAUGGUAUUUUGGCUCGCCGUAGUGCCGGUUGGGAUAUAUACGCAUAUGUUUUUGAUUACUGUCCUUAUGAAUUUAACGAUAAAAUUCCGGAAAGGUUAAGAGGAGCAACGCAUGGAAGUGAGUUUGUUUACUUUGGUGACAUAAGCGCUGUACUGGGACGCGAGUUUGAAGAGGAAGAAGAGAACAUUGCUGACUUUCUAGGAGAGUCGUUGUCAGAGUUUGCUAAGAAUGGGCAUCCUUCCAACAAUCAACAACCAUGGUUAAGAAUCAAAGCAGGUUCUGCUAUUCGCUUUAUGAAUAUUGCACCAAAAUGUGAGAUGAAAACGGGCUUUUUCAAUGAAUCUGCAUCGUUCUGGCAAAAAACGAGAAAAUACGGAUUUGAUAUGGUGAAAUUGUUACGGACAAGAGAUGACAUGGAAAGGGUGAAGGACGAACUUUGAUGUGAAGACAGCUCC